This is a messenger RNA of Carassius carassius (crucian carp), 569 nucleotides long. Its product is annotated as histone H3. Lineage: Eukaryota; Metazoa; Chordata; Actinopteri; Cypriniformes; Cyprinidae. The transcript has a single exon. The record is from RefSeq and is a predicted model, not a curated record. Gene Ontology annotation, molecular function: structural constituent of chromatin; protein heterodimerization activity; DNA binding. Gene Ontology annotation, cellular component: nucleosome. The coding region runs from base 121 to 531 and encodes 136 amino acids.
ACAAUAGCCAAUGAAAUGCCGCCGAUGACGCACCGCCCAAUGCUGCAGGAGAGAUUAAAAAUCCCCUGCAAAAGUGUCUAACCAUUCUGUUGAAGAACUCAAGACAGGAAACCCGAGAAAAUGGCAAGAACCAAGCAGACGGCUCGUAAAUCCACCGGAGGCAAAGCCCCGAGGAAGCAGCUCGCCACCAAAGCCGCCCGUAAGAGCGCUCCAGCCACCGGCGGCGUCAAGAAGCCUCACCGCUACAGGCCCGGCACCGUGGCUCUGCGAGAGAUCCGUCGCUACCAGAAGUCCACCGAGCUGCUGAUCCGCAAGCUGCCCUUCCAGCGUCUGGUGCGAGAGAUCGCUCAGGACUUCAAGACGGACCUGCGCUUCCAGAGCUCCGCCGUCAUGGCCCUGCAGGAGGCCAGCGAGGCUUAUCUGGUCGGUCUGUUCGAGGACACCAACCUGUGCGCCAUCCACGCCAAGAGAGUCACCAUCAUGCCCAAAGACAUCCAGCUGGCCCGCCGCAUCCGCGGAGAGCGCGCUUAAACUCAACGCUGUUUUACACCGUAAACAACAAAGGCUCU